GGGACAUCGUGAUCGCCCUCCCUGUCUCCUCUAAUCACCGGCUCACUCUCACGUCUCCUGAACAGCGGCGCUCAUCCCACAUCACGGGCACUGAGAUCCACACGCGCCCACAAUGCCGCGACAAAGCAAAGGUGCAUUUGCACUGGCCGCCCUUGCCGGCCUUGCCGCCGCCUCGCCCGCCGCCACCCGGCGCGACAGUAGUAGCACCUACUCCACUGGUUCCACUCCCGCACCCGGCCCAUACGAGGCGACUUGGGAGUCGACCGACAAGCACACGGCGUCCCCAGAGUGGUUCAAGGACGCCAAGUUCGGUGUGUAUUGGCACUGGGGUGCGUUCACCACAGCGCAGCACGGCAGCGAGUGGUACCCGCGGAACAUCUACCGUAAGAUUGACGCACCCGAGACGGAGCGCCCGUGGCACGAGAAGACGUACGGCGACCCGGAUACAGUGUUUGGGUACGACAAGUUUAUCCUUGGAGGCCAGGAUCUCGCCGGGAACCACGUCCAGUUCAAACCCGUGCUAGUAUCUGAAGGCGGCGAGUUCGACCCGGAAAGCUGGAUAGCCACCAUCAAAGCAUCCGGGGCAAAGUUUGCGGGUCCCGUAGCGGAGCACCAUGACGGGUACUCGUUGUGGGACAGCGAGGUUAACGAGUGGAACUCGAUGCGACUCGGCCCGAAGAUGGACCUGCUGAAGAUGUUUAGCGAGUUGGUGCGUGGAGCCGAUAUGAAGCUCGUCAUCGCGAUGCAUCAGGCGUUCAACACGAACGGUUUCUUUGGGUCCGCGCAGAACCAGACCGACCCGGCCAUGCGGCUCCUAUUAGGCCAGCUGUCCCACGAAGAAGGGUCGGAGCGGUGGCUCGCCAAGCAGCUCGAGGCGCUGGAACAUGUCAAGCCUGAUAUGGUCUGGAAUGACUUCUCCCUGUGGAGCCCCGGGUGGUGCCAGGACGACGGCAGUCCGAUUUGCGGGAUCCGCGAGGCCGAGAGGCUGACGUUCUUGGCGCACUACUUCAACCGUGGCGUCGAGUGGGGAAAGGAAGUACUGACCACCUGGAAGCACGGCGACUUUGGGUUCCGUGAUACUAGCGCCGUCGUGGACUAUGAGCGCGGCGGCCCUGCAGGCUUGACGAGGCCGUACUGGCAGACUGACGAUGCUAUAAGUGCGUCUUCGUGGAGUUAUACGGACGGGAUCAAGUACCACUCCUCCAAGUCGAUGAUCCACUCCCUCCUCGACAGAGUGAGUAAGAACGGCAACAUGUUGCUGAACAUUAGCCCUACCGCGACCGGACACCUACCGGAAGAGCAAGUCCAGAUCUUGGGCGACAUCGGCGCGUUUCUUGCGCUUAACGGCGAGGCUGUGUACGAAACACGCGCGUGGGAUAUCUACGGCGAAGGGCCGAAUCGUGCGGGAGGGGGGUCCUUUUCAGGGCCGCUUGAGGGUGACGGGCGAGACCUUAGGUUCACAAGGAGUCAAGAUGAGAAGGUGCUCUAUGCCACGCUACUUGGCUGGCCGGAAGGCGGCAAGACCGGUAUCGCAAGUCUGGGCAGUGACCGCGCUGUGAGCCUUGAUGGGCUUACGAGUGUUCAGUUCUUUGGUGCCGCAAAAGGCGAGUACGUCGACAUCACCGACUUCACACAAAGCGCCGCCGGGCUCAACAUCACUCUGCCAGAGAAGCCCGCGGAGGAGCAGUACGGUUACGUCCUCAAGUUGACCUUCAGCGAGCGCAUUCCCAUCCCGCAGCCCAUCGACGGCGCCACGAUCUGGCCCGCGGGUGAGAUUACAUCUACUACCAAAGGCGUCUCACUCGAGAUGGGCGAGUUUACUGGUGCCUUCUUGUCAGAAGCCGGGCUCGAGGGCAAGGAUGUCGCCGUAAUCCGUGUGUCCAAGGGCUCCGUCGCGAUCGUGUAUGAGACUGCUGACUUUAGCGGGAUCCCGAUGCGGGGCUUUGUUGCCGGUGAGCAUCACGUGGAGCUGGGGAGUGUCGGGGCGAUUAAACUUGUGCCCUAUUGAUCUAGUGGCGCUGAGGGCCAAUGGAGACGAGAUUGGGACAAGUGCAGCGGAGUUUACGAAAGACAGAAUAUGACAAACGCCUGUGCCCGC
Messenger RNA from Microdochium trichocladiopsis, 2098 nucleotides. Its product is annotated as alpha-L-fucosidase-domain-containing protein. Bases 113 to 2008 code for a protein of 631 amino acids. The transcript has a single exon. NCBI's taxonomy places the organism in Eukaryota, Fungi, Ascomycota, Sordariomycetes, Xylariales, Microdochiaceae. Gene Ontology annotation, cellular component: lysosome. Gene Ontology annotation, molecular function: alpha-L-fucosidase activity. Gene Ontology annotation, biological process: glycoside catabolic process; fucose metabolic process. The record is from RefSeq and is a predicted model, not a curated record.